Messenger RNA from Capsella rubella, 1191 nucleotides. RefSeq names its product serine/threonine-protein kinase-like protein ACR4. Gene Ontology annotation, molecular function: protein kinase activity; ATP binding. Gene Ontology annotation, biological process: protein phosphorylation. The transcript has a single exon. The record is from RefSeq and is a predicted model, not a curated record. Lineage: Eukaryota; Viridiplantae; Streptophyta; Magnoliopsida; Brassicales; Brassicaceae. The coding region runs from base 1 to 990 and encodes 329 amino acids. Gene Ontology annotation, cellular component: plasma membrane.
AUGGACAAAUCUGAAAAAAUAGCAUACAUUUCAGUUUUGUCUCUUCUCUCUUUUGCUCUUCUUCUUCUCAUCAUCUUCCUCUUCUCACUAUGCAGAAAAAAACCAAACCGGUCCGACGACGAGUCUCUUCUCCCCGAAACCAAACCGGCAGGUCUUUCUUAUCCCUUAACCGAAUUAGAUUCAGCAACCGACGGAUUCAACCCGCGACGAAUCAUCGGUUCUGGUCGGUUAGGAACGGUUUACGCUGCGAUUCUUCCGGGUUAUAAAAACCUCGUCGCAGUUAAACGAAUACAUCCCGGUUUGGUUUUAAGUAAACCGGGUUUCGGUUUCUCCACGGUUUUGAAAACGCUUUCUUCUUCGCACCAUCAAAACGUCGUCUCGAUUCUAGGGUUCUCAGAAGCUCCCGGAGAAAGAAUCGUCGUUAGUGAAUUCGUCGGAGAAGGUAAAAGCUUGAGCGAUCAUUUAAACGGAGAUGGAUCAGCGGUUGAGCUUGGUUGGAAAACGCGUUUUAAAAUCGCGGCGGGAGCGGCGAGAGGUUUGGAGUAUUUGCACGAAAUCGCAAACCCUAGAAUCGUCCACGGUCGAUUCACGUCGUCGAAUAUACUGAUCGAUGUGAAAUCAACGGCUAAGAUUUGCGAUUACGGAUUUGGGUUUUUGAUUCCGGUUGAAAAAUCUGGGAUUUUGGGGUAUGUUGAAGAAGGGUAUUGCAAAGAGAGUGACGUGUAUGGAUACGGCGUCGUUUUAAUGGAGAUUCUGAGUGGGAGAAGAAGUGAGAAUGGGUUGCUUGUGAAAUGGGCAACACCGUUGAUUAAAGAACAGAGAUUUGGUGAGCUAUUAGAUCCGAGGAUCGUUGUUCAAAGUGAGGUUAAGGGUUUGGUAAUAAGACUGGCCAAAGUCGCUUUGGCUUGUGUCGGGAAUUCACGGAGGAGUCGGCCGUCGAUUUCUGAAGUGGCGGCGAUUUUGAAUAGUUUGGAGAGAGAAGGAGGUUGAUUUUGAUAAUUCGAUAAGUUUUGGGGUUUUAGAGAUAAAUUUGGAAAUUAGAGGAGUAUAAUUGUUAUUAGUUGAAUCAUUAACGUAAAUGAUGUUUUUUAAUUGCCGUGUACAUAAUAAUGUUAAAAGUGUUUUAGAAUUCGGUUUCUUAUGAAAUAAUCAAUUAAUGUCUUUGAUGAAGCUGUUGGGUAGAUUUUUGAA